Melospiza georgiana is the source of this 4908-nucleotide messenger RNA. RefSeq names its product suppressor of cytokine signaling 2 (gene SOCS2). The transcript is spliced from 2 exons. Bases 1 to 594 code for a protein of 197 amino acids. The record is from RefSeq and is a predicted model, not a curated record. Gene Ontology annotation, biological process: intracellular signal transduction; phosphatidylinositol phosphate biosynthetic process. Lineage: Eukaryota; Metazoa; Chordata; Aves; Passeriformes; Passerellidae. Gene Ontology annotation, molecular function: 1-phosphatidylinositol-3-kinase regulator activity. Gene Ontology annotation, cellular component: phosphatidylinositol 3-kinase complex.
AUGACCCUGCGCUCCGCCGAGUCCCUGGAGAGCGCGGAGAGCUCCGGGGAGCGCUGGGGGCGCCCCGGGGCGGCGGCGCCCGUUGCCGAGGAGUGCCGUGAGGCGGAGCAGCUGGCCGCGGCUAUGGAGGAGCUGCGGCGGGCAGGAUGGUACUGGGGCAACAUGACUGUUGCUGAAGCCAAAGAAAGGUUACAGGAUGCCCCCGAAGGGACCUUUUUGGUUAGGGAUAGUUCGCACUCAGAGUAUCUACUAACUAUAUCAGUAAAAACGUCAGCGGGACCGACCAAUCUACGUAUAGAAUAUCAAGAUGGCAAGUUUAGACUGGACUCUAUCACUUGUGUCAGAUCUAGACUUAAGCAGUUCAACAGCGUUGUGCAUUUGAUUGAGUACUAUGUUCUCAUGUGCAAGGAUAGAACUGAAACACCUUCAAAUGGAACAGUUCAUCUUUACUUGAACAAACCCCUCUAUACAUCUGCUCCAUCUCUGCAACACCGCUGCAGAAUAGCUAUAAACAAGAGCACAAAUCAGAUCUGGGAGCUGCCAUUACCAACAAGACUAAAAGAGUACUUGAAAGAGUAUCAAUACCAGGUAUAAAUAUAUUUUCUAAAUGCCUCUAGCACGGAGUAACUUUUGAAUGCAAUUCUUAAAAUCAGCCAAAGAACUGAGUAACCAGUUGUACAACUCAGCAUGGAAUUCACUAUCAAAACAGUGGCAGUUCUAGGGGAAAGGUUUUUAUUUCAGAUGCUACAAAGGGAGACUUUAUGUAAAAUAAUCCCACUUUGCAUCCUUGGGGGUUCAACAAGGUGGCAUGCUAUUCUUGCAAGAGAGAGAAGUGAGGACUCUAUCCAGAUUGUGUUGCUUUGUCAAUAAAAUGCUGCACUAACUAUCAAAUGCUUUCUGAAGCAGUGGGACCGGGAGAGACUUCAUAAGUGGUCAGAGACAUAUGAGAGUUUACAAGUAUCUCAGUUGUCUGAUUCUAAGAUUAAUUUGGUGCUGGUGUUCAUAUAAUCCUAAAAGCUUAACUAGAUCACACACUGUGAUAAUCUUGCUAAAGUUAUGCAACUAAUCAAAUCCAGUCAGAAAAAUGAUCAUGUAUUCAGUUUUUAUUGAACUACUCUCCUGCUUUUCUGCAAGCAAAGGAGUACUGUAAGUAAUCAGUCUAGAACAUUGUUUUUCAAAGUUCUCUAAAAGCUGACCUUAAGAAGAAAUGCCACAUCUUUCACAGGAACCCAGUAUAUUGCUGAUUAUACCAGAUUGGUAUCCCAGAAUCCUUAAUGUGUUAACAUCUUCACAGCGGUGAUGUCUCCAUGCUAUUAUUAUUAAGCCUCUUUUGGCUGAGGCUUUAGAACUAUAUACUUCAGACUUGCAGUUCCAAUGUCAAAACAUGGGUAUCAGCAGUUACGUGUGUCUUCUACAGUGUAGAAUGUUUUCUUCAGCCUGUUUCCCAAAAUAUGGGGAAAUACGAUGUGGAUUUUUUUUAUAAAGGGGUUGGUUUUCCUUUUUCUUCUUUUUUUUUCUUUAAUUUUCUUUUUGUUAUUUUAUUUUAUUUUAUUUUAUUUUAUUUUAUUUUAUUUUAUUUUAUUUUAUUUUAUUUCUAAACUUCCAAUUCACCAUUGUAGCUAUCAGAUGAUUACUCAAUAAAGUAAAUCAAAGCGCACAACAAUCUCCCAAUUUUUUAUGUAUGGAUUUCUACCAUUCAGGAAAGAGUGCUCUUAUAUAGGAACUUAUAUAAUUUCCCAGCUAAUACUCAGAUAAAUGCACAUGUAUCAGUGAGGAUGAAUAACCCUGCUUUGCCUUUGUGGUGCUGCUCAAAAGUAUAGCUGGAUUACAUUCAGAUUAAUGGCUUAGAGGCUGCCUGCUGAAUUCCUGUAGUUGGGUAUUAGCACAGGACAUUGCUUUUUCUGUUUCAGUAGUCUUCUAAACAGAAAGAGGGACUAAGACCCUCAGUAUCCGUUCUUCAGCCCAAAGGUAAAGUAUUUAAUAGAAGAAACACACAGGAUGAGAAAAAUAGGAAAGCAGUAAGAGAGAAACAAGGACAUAGACUCACCCUUAGUCAACAAAUUAAAAGUUUUAAUUCUUUCCCAAGCUUAUUUGUUGAUUAAAGCCAAGACCUGUGCUUGAACAAGGAGGGUUGUCAAGACUUGCUGUAAUCUAGCUUUGCCCAGGCUGAAAUAGAAACAACAUAAAAUAAUCUUGUUUUCCUUGUGACUUAACUGCUUUGUUGUACUUUCAAGAUGUUCUGUCCUUUCUCAUAAACUCUGGGGCCCUGACCAGCUUAUUUGUUGCAUCUAAACUCCCAGUGUUACACACUCAGUUCUGUAACACACUCUGUCUGUAACAUCCUGGCAGAAAUGAGUAGCAGAGCCAUUGAGAAAUAGAAGGCACCAAGAACAUGAGGCAGAGUGGAUGGUUCCUUGAUAUGACAUAUACUUGAUAUGUUCUUGUUCUUUCCAUGGAAAAGGUGGGUUUCUCCUCUUCCAUGGCUCAAAUUUUCUGUCCCCAUUUUAAACUCAAGCUUUAGUAUAGAAAUAGGAAGAGGUUUUUUCUGAAAAACAAAUAAAAAUAUUUUGUUAUGUAAAAAUUUUCUCCAUGUCUUGCCAAGAUGUAUUUGGAAGUCUUUCACAUUAUAUUGUGGCCACCUUUUGGUUGGCAUGCCCAAAGAGCUCUUGUAUUCUAGGUAUGUGUCAUAACUACAUGGUUCUUGUCAUCAGUCUUGCUAAGAUCUGCCACCCUCAGGCUAAGGAGCUUUUCCUGUGAGCAGAGCCUGUCAAAAAACUGUGUUCCUGGGAACACUUUUCAUUCUGAUGAAUCUUUUCUUACAGUUCUUGCCUAGCUCUCUCCUGUGGUGAGAGAACUGCUGUAUGGAAUACCUUCCAUCACAGUGACAAACCCUCUAAUCUGCUGCUGUGUUAACAUUCUACUUCUGUGCCUUUUCAGCCAGGAUGAUACACUUGGGGUCUCAAUGGUAAACACAUUCUGCUGAGGACCUUUAAAAUAAAUCCCUGGGGGUUUCACAUCAUGAAUACCAGUGCUGGAGCAAGCAGACUGAGAAGAUAAGAGCUUUGGGGUGCAAUGAGACUGCUAUGCUGCAGGUAUAAGAAAUGAUUUGUGGCUUGUUGGUGUGAGAAGUCACAGGCCAAGUGUAGCCCACAGCAGAGCCAAGCUCUGAGGAACAACAAGGGGCAGAUGCAGGGAAGCUUGCUGGGUUUUUAAUAACAGUUCUCCAAAGUACAAGGGCAAUUGGCAGGCUGAGAACAAGGAGUGCUGGCAAAGUGAAAGGUGGUCAUUCUUGUAACUAAUCAAGUUACUGUGAUGUGGAAUCAAGUCACCAAACAUUGAGCAUACCGACCUAGACUUUGUAUCAUUUACAUCAGAUCCUGUGAGGAAAAGUAGGCUCUGUAACUCUAGUGUGUGCUCGAAGCUGUGAACAAUAUUUUAAACAGACUGGAGGGGGAACUAGUCCUCUUUGUAUGAAAGCACAGUUCUUGUCCUCAUUAGGAUGCCAGUCCUAGGGUGAUGCAUUGCACUAGUAAAACUAAACCACAGUUUAGCUUGCAGAAAGCUUGGCUUCUUUCUAAUGCAGCACAGAGGAAUGACUUGUUCUGCUACAAAAAAUCUGAUGAUAGAACAUGAUUAGAUUUCAGCAGUACAAAGAUCUUGCAUGAAGACUUUGUGAGUUUUCAGACAUAAAAUUUUCAGACAUGUUGUUCAAACAUUUAAAAAAUUUUUCAGUGUAUUUUUUUUUCUUUACCCUAUAGUUGUUGCAGCUUGUUUGCAGCACUAGCUUUUAAAUUGAGGGCCUUUCAGAUUAUAAAAAUUACUUCUAACUGAUGUAUAUCAUCUUGAAUUGCUAGUACAGAGUGUGCAGCAAAGCCAGUUUCACAGGUUCAAUGCCCAUGAGUCAAAUCAUGAAAAGGACUUUAAUCCUAUGCCUUUUUUCACCCCAUGUACUGAUUUGGUUUUUCUUUUUUGAGUCUUGGAGUUUUCCAGUUUAUACCUGGAAUGUUAGAAAACCUCUUCACUUUACUUAAAUGAAAUCUGAGAAUCCUACAAUCCUAAAAGGUGAUGCUUAAAAAAACCAACCAAAAUAAACACAAUUGCAAUAUGAAUGAUGAAAAUUGAACUGGUGAUAGUAUUUAGUUUAGCACUAAACCUAGCAGAAUGUGAACUAGGGCAGUAUUUUAGUUGUGUGGGUAUCUUCCUGCUGGCAGUAUCACUUGAGACAGAAAACAGUUUGAGUACAAGAUGAAUGGGUAGAGUGGGAAUGUAACCAAGCAGCUGUGCUCAUUGCAUUAGAAGUAAUCUUAUUUUAAUCUGAUCUUGUCAUUAUUGUCCUAAUUAUAUUUUAUGUAAUCACAUUCUAGAUAAACAGUAUCAAAUUAUUAGCAAGAAGAAAAAAUUGUUCACCAGAAUAUGGAGGGCAAAGGAGUUUUUUUAUAUCUUACAACAAUGAGGAAUUUACUCCUAUAAUGAGACUAAAUCUCAUCACCUUGAGAAAACAGAAUCUACAUCGCACAGGGAGGACAGAGUUCUGUAGUUGUGUGGAUUUUGUACCUUAGCCAACUCUCAUGUUUUAGCAAAAUGUCCCUGCAGGUAAAUUACCUUGUUAAAGAUUGUUUAAAAACCUUUAUUUAUUUAUAUGCUCUUUUCAAUAGUUUUUUCUUGUAUUCUUGAUAACAAUCCUAUUGAUUUUUCCUUUGGCUAUAAUCUUAGACACUAGUGGAAAGUAAGUCAAAUGAUAUCAGGGCUUUGCUCUCCUUAAGCCAAAACACAUAAUGGAAAUAGGAAGAGCUAUCUUUAGACAUUGGUAUCAUGUCUAAGAGUCAUUUAAAUUAAAGUAAAAUAAAAUUUCUGCCAACUUUGCAGUCAUUAAAAUAAUUUUAAGUAUUAUAUUUACUGCUAGAGGAA